Messenger RNA from Vigna angularis (adzuki bean), 3233 nucleotides. RefSeq names its product tubby-like F-box protein 2. Gene Ontology annotation, molecular function: protein binding. Bases 1697 to 2941 code for a protein of 414 amino acids. The transcript is spliced from 5 exons. NCBI's taxonomy places the organism in Eukaryota, Viridiplantae, Streptophyta, Magnoliopsida, Fabales, Fabaceae. The record is from RefSeq and is a predicted model, not a curated record.
UUGUAUUUCUCGUGUGGUAGCCAGUGAGGUAUUUUGUAAGAUGAACCCAAUUGUUUUAAAUUUGCUUUAGCAAGCUAGGAGAAGAAAGAAUGAUUGAACAACAUGAAUGAAGAGAUGAAGACACAACAUGAUAAUCGUACGUGUAGGUUGAUAAGGAGACUUGUUGGUGCAAAGAUUGAUCAGUGUAAAUGGAUUUUAAAAAAAUGAUGAAAUUCUAGGAAUUGACCAGGGAAGGUUUAAAGGAAGAUUGAUUGCUAGAGGUUUUACUCAAAGGAAGGGGAUUCAUUAUAAUGAUGUGUUCUCCCUCGUAGUAAAGCAUAGAUCAGAGCAAAUACUCCUAUUUUCUGAGUUUGAUCUUGAAUUGGAGCAAAAGGGAGUCAAGACUGCCUUCUUGUAUGGAAAUCUUUAGGAAACCAUUUUUAUGAAGCAACCAUAAGGGUUUGAGGUGAAUGGUAAAGAGGAACAAACAGUUUGAUCAGUUUAUGACUCAAAUGGUUUCAUGUGAAACAAGCUUGAUAAGUGUGUUUAUUUCAAACUCUUACCUGACAAUCACUCACUGUAAUAUUGUUGCUCUAUGUUGAUGAUAUUUUUAUAUAUCAAGCAAUAGUAAGUCUGAAGUUGGGAAGGUGAAGACUGAGUUGAAUAGUGUAUGAGAAGAACUUGGAAACAAUAAAGAAGGUCUUUGGGAUUGAGAUCAUGGGAGAAGAAAAGAAGCUGUUAUACCUGGCUUGGAGAUCCACCUUAAGAAAGUCUUUGAUAAGUUCGGAAUGACAAACUUGAAAACUGUUUCUUCACCUUUAGCUUAGCAUUUGAAGCUAAGUUGUAAACAAUAUCCUAAGACAGAUGAAGAGUGCGGUUAUAUAGAUACAAUUUCAUAUGCAAUCAUUGUUGGUCUAUGGUGUAUGCAAUGAUUGCACUUGACUUGAUACUACUUGUGUCAUGAGUAUUAUGAGCAAAUUUAUGUCAAAUCUUGGGUAGGAAAACUGACAGACUCUUAAGUACAUCAUGUUACGAGGCACUUAAAGGGGGUCUCAUGGUAGAGUUCAGUUUAUGGUGGAGCUAGAGUUUCUGUUAGAACAAUUGCUUUGGUACAAUUUUUAGAUUCAAACUAUGUUGGAUGUCUAGAUACUAGGAUAUCUCUCGCAGGUUAUGUUUUCAUUAAUUAUGGCUAUUAGUUGGAAGCGAAGUUUAUAGAAAGUGUGGUUUUGUCUAUCACUGAAGUUGAGAAUAUGGCCAUAUCAAAAGUUGUGAAGGAAGCAUGUGGCUCAAGGGUUUUGUUGAAGAGCUGAGAAUGCACUAUCAAAUUGUCAUAGUGCAUUGUGAUAACAUUUAUUAAAGAACCGAGUUUGUCAUGAGAGAACCAAACAUACUGGCACUAAGUUGCAUUUUGUAAAGAGAGGAGAUUGCCAAAGAAUUUGUGAAGGUGAAGAAUAUUUCAACAAAUCAUAGUCCCUUUGAUAUGAUUACAAAAAUGCUUCCAAACUUUUAAGUUCUACCAUUGUUUGGGUUUGAUUGGGAAUUAAGUGUUGUUCUGGGCUUGUACCUGUUCCCCGCCGAGUUUUAGAGAAGUUUGUUCAUGAACCAAGGUGGAGAUUUAUUGUUUUUUUGGCCCGGUCAACUAGAUGUAUCGACUAUCUCUAGCAUUGUGAUAUCACCUGUCUAUUCUAUCAACUGAGGAUUGGUAAGCCGUGAGAACAUGUUGUUGAGAAGCAUAGUCCGUGAACUCAAGGAGAUGAGAGAUGGAAUAGGAAGCACAUCUAAGCGGGGUGCAGAAAGCAAGCUACGGCUCAGUCGAACAACGUCACAUAUUGCUCCAGAUGUUCUUGCAACUACAUUUGAAUUUAUUCAACAGGGACAAUGGGCAAAUCUUCCACAAGAAUUACUUUUUGACAUAAUCCAAAGGGUUGAAGAGAGUGAAACAUCUUGGCCUGACCGAGCUGUUGUUGUCUUCUGUGCUUCUGUAUGUAAAUCUUGGAGGUCGAUUACAAAAGAGAUUGUCAAGACUCCGGAACAAUGUGGAAGGAUCACAUUUCCUAUUUCAUUGAAGCAGCCUGGUCCGCGUGAUUCUCCAAUACAGUGCUUUAUAAGGAGGAACAAAGAAAGUUCUACAUAUCUGUUGUACUUUGGUCUGGUACCAUCAGAGAAUGACAAUAACAAGUUAUUAUUAGCGGCCAAAAGGAUAAGAAGGGCAACAGGCACUGAUUUUGUCAUAUCCUUGGCCACAGAUGAUUUUUCCCGAGCCAGCAAUAAAUAUGUUGGUAAACUGAGGUCUAAUUUUUUGGGUACCAAGUUCACCAUACAUGACAGUCAACCUCCCCAUGAUGCUGCAAUUCAACCCAAUUGUCAAUCUAGUAGGAGAUUUCAUUCUAAGCAGGUCUCACCAAGAGUUCCAGCUUGUAGCUACCUUGUUAGCACAGUUUCCUACGAGCUGAACGUCCUUUGCACUAGAGGGCCAAGAAGAAUGCAUUGUGUCAUGAACUCUAUACCCGUCUCAGCAAUUCAGGAAGGGGGCAAUGCCCCAACUCCAACUUCUUUCCCUCAAAUAUUUGAUGAAUCUUUUUCUCCAUCACCAGCACCGAAAGAAAAAGUACCAGUCCCUGAUUUAAACUCUGCAAGCUUAUCAGAGCCACUAAUAUCGAGCCAAGUUUCAACUGAGCAAUUAGAACUGAAAAACAAGGCUCCACGAUGGCAUGAGCAGCUACAGUGCUGGUGCCUAAACUUCAAGGGUCGUGUGUCUGUGGCUUCUGUUAAGAACUUUCAGCUUGUAGCUGCUGUUGAUCCAUCUCAUAACAUUUCUGCUGAGGAGCAAGACAAGGUAAUCCUGCAGUUUGGAAAGAUUGGAAAAGACAUAUUCACCAUGGAUUACCGUUAUCCGCUCUCUACCUUCCAAGCCUUUGCCAUAUGCUUGAGUAGCUUUGACACAAAACCUGCCUGUGAAUGAGAUUCAUGACCUCAACUUGAGCAUCAUCUGCUGAGUUGUUGAUUGUCAAUCAUGGUGACAUGCAGCUGAAAAUUUAGCUGUUCAGCCAUUGGUAACCUUCCCUUGAAUCGGUUGUUGAUUCUGGAAUUUGUUCUAUUUGUUAUCUCCUGGUCGCCUUAAAUGAAAUUGUAUGAAGUUUAAUGAUUUGUGUAAUAUAUGUUCGGGGUAUUCCUCCCUUACAAAUGUUUUUGAUUUGUUUAAAGAGUUUAAUGGCAAUGCCUUAUUAAUAUAAAAAACAUACACCAUCAAUCAA